Molecule: messenger RNA, 1662 nt
Organism: Arvicola amphibius (Eurasian water vole)
Lineage: Eukaryota; Metazoa; Chordata; Mammalia; Rodentia; Cricetidae
Product: zinc finger protein 120-like
Exons: 4
Coding region: 67-1263 (398 amino acids)
Biological process (GO): regulation of immune system process; negative regulation of transcription by RNA polymerase II; regulation of cytokine production
Source: RefSeq, a predicted model, not a curated record
CUCUCUCACACACUGCACCUUGGGCUUCCUUGUGGUCACAGAGCCUGUCAGCUCGGCAGCUGCACCAUGAAUGCAGUGACCUAUGAUGAUGUGCAUGUUGACUUCACUUGGGAAGAGUGGACUUUGCUGGAUCCUUCCCAGAAGAAUCUCUACAAAUAUGUAAUGCUGGAGACCUACAGAAACCUCAUUACUAUAGGAUACAGUUGGGAAGACCAUAAUAUUCAAGAACAUUGUCAAAGUUCUAGAAGACAUGAAAGGCAUGAAAAUGAUCAAACUAGAGAGAAAACUUCUGUAUAUACUCAAUGUGUUAAAACCUUUGAAUGUGACAGUCAUCUUCACAGGCAUGGAAAAGCACAUCCUAGAUUGAAAACUUUUGAAGGAAAUGAGUGUGGUAAAGCCAUUUCACAUCACAGUCAUCUUCAAAUGUAUAAAAGAACAUACACUGGAGAGAAGCCCUAUGAAUGUAAUCAGUGUGGCAAAACCUUUGCAUAUCACAGUAAUCUUCAAAGGCAUAAAAGAACAUAUACUGGAGAGAAGCCCUAUGAAUGUAAUCAGUGUGGCAAAACCUUUGCAUAUCACAGUAAUCUUCAAAGGCAUAAAAGAACACAUACUGGAGAGAAGCCCUAUGCAUGUAAUCAGUGUGGUAAAGCCUUUGCAAGUCAUGGUCAUCUACAAAAUCAUGAAAGAACCCAUACUGGAGAGAAACCCUAUGAAUGUAAUCAGUGUGCUAAAGCCUUUGCGUGCCACAGUAAUCUCAGAAAACAUGAAAGAACCCAUACUGGAGAGAAACCCUAUGAAUGUAAUCAGUGUGGUAAAGCCUUUGCACAUUGUAGUACUCUCCGAAAACAUGAAAGAAGCCAUACUGGAGAGAAACCCUAUGAAUGUAAUCAGUGUGGUAAAGCCUUUGCAUAUUGCAGUACUCUCCGAAAACAUGAAAGAAGCCAUACUGGAGAGAAACCCUAUGAAUGUAAUCAGUGUGGUAAAGCUUUUGCACGUUGCAGUAUUCUCCGAAAACAUGAAAGGACCCAUACUGGAGAGAAACCCUAUGAAUGUAAUCAGUGUGCUAAAGCCUUUGUGUGCCACAGUAAUCUCCGAAAACAUGAAAGAAGCCAUACUGGAGAGAAACCCUAUGAAUGUAAUCAGUGUGGUAAAGCCUUUGCACAUUGCAGUAGUCUCCGAGAACAUGAAAGAAGCCAUACUGGAGAGAAACCCUAUGAAUGUAAUCAGUGUGGUAAAGCCUUUGCACAUUGCAGUAGUCUCUGAGAACAUGAAAGAAGCCAUACUGGAGAGAAACCCUAUGAAUGUAAUCAGUGUGAUAAAGCCUUUGCACAGCACAGUCAUCUUCUAAGGCAUGAAAGAAGCCAUACUGGAGAGAAACCCUAUGGAUAUAAUGAGAGUGGUAAAACUUUUGCACUUCAUAGUACUCUUCAAAUGCAUAAAAGAUUACACACUGGAGAUAAACUCCAUGAACCUAAUCAUUGUGGUAAAGCAUUUGCAUGUGUGAAUAAUCUAAAUCAUGAAAUAAAAUCGUACUGCAGAGAAACCCUAUAAAUGUAUUCAAUGGGAUAAAGUUUUAUACUUUAUAUACAAUUAAAACUUUUGUUUGCAACAAUCUGUUAAAAUGUUUGCCUAUUAAAAUAAACAUUGACUACCUGAAAAAGA